Messenger RNA from Rhodotorula toruloides NP11, 741 nucleotides. RefSeq names its product dienelactone hydrolase family protein. The record is from RefSeq and is a predicted model, not a curated record. Gene Ontology annotation, molecular function: hydrolase activity. The transcript is spliced from 6 exons. NCBI's taxonomy places the organism in Eukaryota, Fungi, Basidiomycota, Microbotryomycetes, Sporidiobolales, Sporidiobolaceae. Bases 1 to 741 code for a protein of 246 amino acids.
AUGUCUCUCGGGUCCUGCUGCGUCUCUGGCUUCAAGCACGAGGGAACUCCCUCUGGCAAGACCCAGGACAUCAACGGUGUCUCCACUUACAUCAGCCUCCCCAAGGGCGACUACGAUAAGACCAAGGCAUUGCUCUUCCUCACCGACAUCUUCGGCACCAACCUGCCCAAUGGCCAGCUCCUCGCCGACUCGUUCGCCGACAACGGCAUCGCAGUUUACAUGCCCGACUACCUCAACGGCGACGCCAUCUCCGCUGCGGACCUCGGCUCGGGCAAGGUCCAGUUGAUGGAGUGGCUCGGAAAGCACGGCCAGGACGUGACCCGUCCUCCUCUCGACAAGGUCAUCAACCACCUCAAGGAGCAGGGUGUUCAGAAGUUUGCUGCGAUCGGCUACUGCUUCGGCGCCCGGUACGUCACCGACCUCGUCAAGGACUCGAUCAUCAAGGUCGGCGUCGUCGCGCAUCCCUCGCUCCUGCAGUACCCUGCCGACAUCGAGAUGCUCAACAAGUCGAACGUCCACUUCCUCUGGCUCAAUGCGGGCGAGGACUCGAUGAUGCACAACCAGGAGAGGCAGAAGGAGACUAAGCAGAUCACCUCGGGCAAUGACAAGCACAAGCAUGUCGACUUCCCCGGUGCCGGACACGGCUUCGCCAUCCGCGGCUCGCCCGACGACCCCAAGCAGCGCGCCGACGCCGACAAGGCGUUCGAGGAGUCGGUCAACUUCAUCAAGGCUCACCUCUAG